CUUCCAGGCUUUCUUCACGUGCAGGGUUAUGGUUAUAUCCGGGUCCCUGGAUGGUCCAGCCUUUCCUUGCGGCCCGGCUGGAGGAGACCUUUGGGCAUCUUCUCUGGAGGAGAGGAAGGCGAGACCCUUCUCAAGCCUGUGAUCUUGGCAUCCUUCCCGCCCUCAUCUUGUCAUUUCUAUAGAGAUAAAGGGGAGGAGAACAAUCUCAGUUCGCGGUCCCUGGAGAUAUGGCGUCUACAUUUAUGCUUAUUCUUUGGGACUCUUUACAUAGAUCCCUUCAGAAGAAAGUAUCCUGGAUUUCUCUGUUCAGACCCCACCUAAAGUUCACUGAAGUGCUUAUUUAGAUCUAAAAGAAGAGCUAGAACUAAGGUGAUUGUUGAGUACUUCGGUCCUUGCAAUCUGUGCCAAUAAGUUUAUGCCUUGCUUGUGUCUUCAUGUUCUCCAUGUUGGUAGACCGGUCUCUGAUGAAAACCUUCACGAUGAUAAUUUUUUUGUGUGGCAGCCAACUUCUAGUCUCAAUCAGACCUCGUUUGUGGCAUACACAUCCAGAAAGUGCCCAGAAGAAACUUCCUGCCAGAAAAACUGAAAAAGCAAUAUUCAUAAUACUGGAAUUUGUGGAUAAUUUGUUAAAAUGGCAGAAAAUAGUGAAAAUAAUAGUAAAAAUGUAGAUGUAAGGCCCAAAACUAGUCGGAGUAGAAGUGCUGACAGAAAGGACGGUUAUGUGUGGAGUGGAAAGAAGUUAUCUUGGUCAAAAAAGAGUGAAAGCUGUUCAGAUGCUGAAACAGUGAAUGCUAUGGAGAAAACUGAAGUUCCUUUAAGGAGCCAAGAAAGAAAGCACAGCUGUUCAUCUAUCGAGUUGGAUUUAGAUCAUUCCUGUGGGCAUCGAUUUUUAGGUCGAUCUCUUAAACAGAAACUGCAAGAUGCUGUGGGGCAGUGUUUUCCAAUAAAGAAUUGUAGUAGUCGGCACUCUUCAGGGCUUUCAUCUAAAAGAAAAAUUCAUAUCAGUGAACUCAUGUUAGAUAAGUGUCCUUUCCCACCUCGAUCAGAUUUAGCUUUUAGGUGGCAUUUUAUUAAACAACACACUGCCCCUAUAAAUCCCAAAUCAGAUGAAUGGGUAAGCACAGACUUGUCUCAGAGUGAAUUGAGGGAUGGUCAGCUAAAACGAAGAAACGUGGAAGAAGAGGUAAACUGUUUCCCACAUACUAUUGUUCAGCCCUGUGUCAUAACCACCAACAAUGCUUCAUGUAGAGAUGGUCCUAUGACUGGCUCUGUGAUGAACCUGGUUUCAAAUAACAGUAUAGAAGAUAGUGAUACGGAUUCAGAUGAUGAAAUUAUAACACUUUGCACAAGUUCCAGGAAAAGAAACAAACCCAAAUGGGAAAUGGAUGAAGAAAUCCUGCAGUUGGAAACACCUCCUAAGUAUCACACCCAGAUUGAUUAUGUCCACUGUCUUGUACCAGACCUCCUUCAGAUCAAUAACAAUCCAUGUUACUGGGGAGUUAUGGAUAAAUAUGCAGCUGAAGCUCUACUAGAAGGAAAACCAGAGGGUACCUUUUUACUUCGAGACUCAGCACAGGAAGACUAUUUAUUCUCUGUUAGUUUUAGACGUUAUAGUCGUUCUCUUCAUGCUAGAAUUGAACAGUGGAAUCACAACUUUAGCUUUGAUGCACAUGAUCCUUGUGUCUUCCAUUCUCCUGACAUUACUGGGCUCCUAGAACAUUAUAAGGACCCAAGUGCCUGUAUGUUCUUUGAACCACUUUUAUCCACUCCUUUAAUUCGGACUUUCCCCUUUUCCCUGCAGCAUAUAUGCAGAACAGUUAUUUGUAACUGUACAACUUAUGAUGGCAUUGAUGCCCUUCCAAUUCCUUCUUCUAUGAAAUUAUAUCUGAAGGAAUAUCACUAUAAAUCAAAAGUUAGAGUACUCAGGAUUGAUGCACCAGAACAACAAUGCUAGGAAUAGAGUAGGAACUUGGGAAUGAUUAUAUACAUAUUUUCAUUUAAUAUUUUAUUUUUCUUAUUAUGCCACUUUGAAUUUUUCUACAAGGGCAGUUAAGACUCCAAAAUAAACCUCUACCCUAAAUUUUACUUCCAAAUCAGUUUAUUUUUCUUAUGAUACACUAAUUGUUUAAGGUUACACAUUAGGGGUUAAUGGAUAUUUUUGACGAGGUGUUUGGUUUUUGUUUUUACCAUGUAGAUUGUAUACUUAAUUUUUUUUCUUUUCUUAUUUGUAAUUUGCAUAUGAUCCAUGGACAUUUGACAUUUGGUAGGCAUUGCAAACAGUCAAGUAAUCUGUAUUUCAUACUUUCUUUAAAAAUAAUGUCCUUUUCUACAUGUAAAAUGCUUUAACCUAUGCCAUUGGUAUUCCUAUACAUAAAAUAUAGUUUCCCCUUCUCAGAGUUGUUUUAAAAUUUUUUGGUAAAGCUGAGUGUGUUGUAAUUCACAAUCCAUACUAAAGUACUUGACUUUUGUAAUUUAAUAAUAGGGAUGUUAAAGGUAACAAAAUUGCUUAAAAUCAAACUUGAUGUGUUUUCAUUUUAAAUAUUAACUAUAAGCAGGAUUACUAAAUUCAGUUAAUCUGGUCGGUAAGAAUCAAAUGAGAACAUGACAUUUUGGAGGUGAAUUUAUUCUUCCACAAUGUGGCGCGGUCAUUUGUUAUUCCUGGAAUAGAUCUUUCUCAACGUGGAAGAGUUACCAUCUUCAGAACAUAAAUAUUGUUCUUUUCUCACUGGAAGCUAUAAAAAUAAUGAUAACGCUAUUAGUAACUAGUAGUUACUAAAGUACUAAAGCAAUUGUGAGGUUUUUCUGUAUUUACUUAUGAAUUGUUGCUUCUACUUAGCCCUUUUAUAGAAACUCUGAGCCUGUUACUUUGGGGAGAUGCUACAGUUUAUAAACAACGACAAAUUUCCAUUGGUAACUAAAGAGUACCUAAGUAGUUUUUCAUUAUUUUAAAUUAAGCUUGAAUAAAGAUUCAAGAAGUAAAUAUGGAGCUCAGUAUUCAGGAAGCUUAAUACUGUUUUUGAUCUUCAGGUUUCAAAUAAUUAUCCCUGUCUUCAGAAUUAACAUGUCUUUAUUGUGGCUUCAAAAAAAGGAAAACAUAUUGGGAGCUACAUGGCUUAUGCCAUACUGAAGAGUACUGGGCACCAGGUGUAAUAUUUUAAAUUUACUAUCCCAAGAGCAGGGAAAUGUUUUUAGAAACAUCAAUAUCCCAAUAUAAUAAAGAUACAUGGAGUGAUAGCCUAUGCUACUGCUCUUUUUUAAAGAAUCGAUGAAUAAUAAAUUUCCUAGACAGUCGUUUCUUCUGGUGAACUAUCUACCCCUUUGUACAAAUUGGCAUUUUAAAUAUCGUAGGAAUUGAUUUCUUGAUGAUAGUUUAGCUCUAGUAGGAAGCUGCUUCUACCCAGAUUGAAAGAAAUUUGACUCAAAUUUCCAAGUUAGAACAGAUGUUUCUUAAGUGUCAUUGCUUUUAUGUUGAAGUAACAUUUCCCUUUCUGAAGUUCUGCUGUUAACAUAAAGAUGCCCUUUUUUGUCUCAGUGAUCUCAACAUUGUCUUGGUUCCAGUGAGGGUUAGCUACUAAUAUGGCACCUCUCUUAGCAGUGAUGAGGCUCAGGAUAUCAUAACACCAAUGUCAGGAUAAAUAUCUCUUCUGAAGAUGAUAUUUCCCUUUACAAAAGUAGAAAAGUCUCAUACUACCUCAUCUUUAUUGUGGCGCUUUUGUAGAUCACUGAGAAGCUGAUCUUAUUUACCAAUAUAACACUUCCUAAAUAUCCAUCUUUGGUGAAAGAAAAUUAAUAGUAUGGUGAGACUCUACCCAUGAUUAUAGUUUUUUAUCAGAAUUUGAUAAUGAGACUUUCUGUUUCUGUGAAACAAUUACUUUAAAUAUUUUUCUUUUAAAAAUAACUUUUUAUCAGUACAGAAAAACCUAAGGGAUGACUAGCUAACAAAUAUUCUGUUAAAGGGUAAUUUUAUAAAGAAAAAUGAAAUAUAAUUAUGUUAUCUUUUAUAAUGGUAAAAAUUAGUGUUUAUAUGAAAAUCAAGAUCUAAGUAGCUUUUCAUAUAUUCAAACUGGUCACUUAUGAUAUAUUUUCUCUGGCUUUCUUAUUUUUUCAACUUUAAGGUAUUAAUAGCUAUUUACAUUUUCAAAAUACUGCCAUAUAUAUAGCCUUGAAGUGGAUGAUCUAAUAAAUGAGAACAGGGAAGAGA
This is a messenger RNA of Diceros bicornis minor, 4201 nucleotides long. RefSeq names its product suppressor of cytokine signaling 4 (gene SOCS4). Gene Ontology annotation, molecular function: 1-phosphatidylinositol-3-kinase regulator activity. The record is from RefSeq and is a predicted model, not a curated record. The coding region runs from base 632 to 1954 and encodes 440 amino acids. Gene Ontology annotation, biological process: intracellular signal transduction; phosphatidylinositol phosphate biosynthetic process; positive regulation of proteasomal ubiquitin-dependent protein catabolic process. The transcript is spliced from 2 exons. Gene Ontology annotation, cellular component: phosphatidylinositol 3-kinase complex. Lineage: Eukaryota; Metazoa; Chordata; Mammalia; Perissodactyla; Rhinocerotidae.